Toxotes jaculatrix (banded archerfish) is the source of this 3585-nucleotide messenger RNA. RefSeq names its product telomeric repeat binding factor 2, interacting protein (gene terf2ip). The coding region runs from base 178 to 2139 and encodes 653 amino acids. Gene Ontology annotation, cellular component: shelterin complex. The record is from RefSeq and is a predicted model, not a curated record. The transcript has 9 exons. Gene Ontology annotation, molecular function: telomeric repeat DNA binding. NCBI's taxonomy places the organism in Eukaryota, Metazoa, Chordata, Actinopteri, Toxotidae. Gene Ontology annotation, biological process: regulation of DNA-templated transcription; telomere maintenance via telomere lengthening.
UGUCUUUAAUGUUAACUUUAUUCGGUUAUGUGCAGCCUUGUAUAACUCCUGUUGCAUAUGACAGUAUUUUCCAGUGACUUGGCUGCUGUUAUUACUCUGUAACUCUGAACAGCAGUGGUGGAAGAAAUACUCAGAUGUUCUGCUUAAGGAAAAGUACUUAGGUGAGGCAUUCUGACCAUGUCCUCCAAACAGAACGACGUGGGCAAACCUAACAUCUCCCCAGUUCUCUUCAUGUCUGUGGAUGGUGAAGCCAUGUCUUUCUUCCUGCGACCGGGUCCUGUGAAACGCAAGCUCCAGCCGCUCAUCAAAUCUGGAGGCGGGAUGUUGUGCAGUGUCCAGCAGCCAGGAGCAAUCCUGCUGAUAGACCCAGAGGAAAGAGGCUCUAUUCCUGAAACUACUGCUCACUGGUACGUGUCCACCCAGUACAUUUAUGACUGUAUCGAGAAGGAUGAACAGCUAAAUGUAGAGGACUACAGGUUAAAUCCUGAAGUGGUCCCGGGGCAAUCUGCCCGACUCAACAACAGCAAAGGGGGCUUCUCUGGAGGCAGGGUUGCCUACAGCCCUGAAGAUGAUGCAGCCAUUUUGAAUUAUGUCAGCAAGCACAAGACUGAGACUGGGGGAAAUCGGCUUUGGCAAGAGAUGGAGAAGCAGCGUGUGACCAGUCACAGCUGGCAGUCGAUGAAAUAUCGUUACAGAGUACAACUGGCUAAGAAACAGCCUGAGGUUGAGGAGGUGAAAACUUCAGAGGAAGAGACCAAGAAGGAAAAUCAAGAGACAGAUGUUCAGAAACCUUCCAGUGAAGAUGCUGCUCCUCCUCAGACACAUUCACCUGCAUCAGAACCUCUUCAGACACAUUCAGAGGAAACAGACCUGACACAGACAGAUGCCCAGCCCAUACCACCUGAAAGCACACAAUCAGAAAAUGUAGAGGCUGAUACAUCAGCGUCCCCCCAACCUGAGGAGCCUUGUGUGGAAGCACAGACAGAUGGCCUCCCCAUUCCAGCUGAGAGCACAGAACCAGAAACAGCACAGCCGCAAACAACCAUCUCUCCACAGACGGAAAGCGUGCCAGAGGACCCCCUGCAGCCCCUGCCCAAUAAUUUUACCCCAAAAAAGACAAAAGAGAAGCAGAGGGCCUCCCCCAGGCUGGAACAGCGUCGGAUAACACGCAGGCAGCUUGAGCUUGAGGUGUCAUCAUCGCCCGAACCUAAUGACAAAACACUCAGAUCCUCUGCUGAGCAAGUUUCGUCAUCUCCCCAGCCCGCAAAGAAAACAAAAUCUUUGUUCCAGCACACAGCGGACCAGCCGCCUUCUAAGAGAGCCAGAGGAAAGAGUGUGGCAACAGUGGCAGAGAGUCAACAUGAGGAGAAUGCGGAGGCUACUGUCUCUGAAACUCCACAACCAGGCGAGAAUAAAAAAAAAAGGAAGUUGGGGAUUCUGGAGUUGGCGACAAAGGAGUUCGAAGAUUCCUCUGAGGAUGAAGCUCCUGAUCUCCAAAACCCAAGUGAAGUCGCUGAGAUUCAGCCCACAUCAACAGGACCCCCCCUCCCGUCUUCAGACACAGCUGUGGAUUCGGCCUCCACACAGUCCAACCCUGAACCUGGACCCAGCCUCCAGCAGGAAGCACAACAAACCCAAGCCCUCAGCAGUAACUGUGUGCCAGACACUGGCUGCCCUGUACCUGCGGCUUCUGAUCCUGCAGCUACUGAGGCAGUCCACGCAACCUCCAGGGCUCACCUUUUCAUAUUUGACACUGAAUCUCAGGAAGAAGACUCUCAGUCGCUUAUUGGUGACGGUAGUGCAGCCCCGUCCAACCCACAGCUGCAAGUGAACAAAGACGCUGCACUAUCUCUGACUCAGGUCCAGUUAGAGGAGGACAAGCAGCAAAUCAUAAAGCUCAUGAACCAGACAAACCAGGACUUAGUUAGUGUGACCAAAGCCCUGUUGAAGACCAGCGGAGACUUCUCUGCUGCGCUGGAUCUGCUUUUGAAUCCCUCCUCCAUUUCCAGACCAUUUUGGAAUCACCAUGAUGACGGUCUUCUGCUGUCCGCUGAUCCUGUUGUCCGCCAGCAGCUGCAGGAGAAAUACGGUGAGAAGGAGGUGGCCAAGAGAAUAGUGUUUCUUGAGGUGGAGGGAUGAAAGAGGAGAUCUAGACAUAUGGAGCAUACACAUCUGUUGCAUCACAGAACUAGUGUUUUAAUUUCCACAUUCACUGUCCGAAUUUCCUCAUUCACUGAUUCUUUAAACAUAAAAACUACAAAUUUUGUGGCCCUUCCUUUGUUACGGCCUGUUCUGACUAAUUUUGAGGAAAUAGAAUCUGAGAAGAGGAUGAAAAACUUCCAGGCAGUUUUUAGUUUGACUGAUAAAAGUUUUCAUGUAAAUUACUUAGAGGCUGUUGUGCCAUUCUCUGUUCAGUUUUGUGGCAACAGAAAGUUUUUAUGCAUUUUAGCAUAAAGAUAAGAUUUUAUGGGUUUUUAAAUGUUUUUGUUUGUUUUCGUUAAAUUGCAAGAAAAAUUUGUCAUAUUAUUUAAUGACUCUUGCCAUGCAUUAUGAAAAUAAAGCAAGUGUAGUUUUCUAAUAUGUAUUGUGUUUAGCUAGUGAAUUUAUUAACAGAUUAUACAAGGGUGGUUAAAAGAAAAAUUUGUCACGGGAGUUCCUCCAGUGGUGUCACAUUUAAUGACAGUUCGGAAACAAAAUUUUGGUCAAAAUAAGCUGAAUUGGUACUAUUUAACCAAAAAGAUUUACUGCUUUGUUUAAAAAAAAAAAAAGUGCCUGUUAGAAAUAUUUCUCCAGCCAAGUUCUUGCAUUUUUCAUACAGUUAUAUUUUCCCUGUUACAAUCUCCAAAAAUAAAAUGGUCAGAUUUAUGUGCAUGGGCAGUUGAUAUCCACGGUUGAGUUUACUGAAAAUAAUAUGCAAGAAAAUAGUGAUCCAUUGUUCAGCUAGUGUGCACUCUGGACAAAAAUACAUAUCAACGUAGCUAAAUACAAAGUAGCAAAUGUAACAAAUACAGUUGCAUUUAACUGAAAGGGGUAAUUUAACAAUCUAAUUUUUAACAUAAAAAAACAGAAAAAAAAUUUAAUUUGAAGCUGUACAGGGUAAGGUAAAAUGACUUUUAGUCCAUAGGAUGGCCUUACCUCCAAAAAACAGUGGAUUCUACAUUUCUCUACUCAGCAGUGUCUGAGUAGAGCUUUCCAUUGUUUCAAACAAUGGAAAGCUCCAACUCACAAGCUGAGUUGUCUCCUUGUGAUAAAUAAACCGACUUCAAGUGUAAAAUUGAGUGUCCCUAUAAGUGAACUAGACACACGUUUGACACGACUUUGUCCCUGGUGGCAUAGAUUUCAUUAUGGGAAAAUCAAGAAUCAUACUCAUACAUUAACUGGUACAUUAACUUACAGCUGCAACCCAAAGCAUCCAUAUAUUGCACAUUAACAGUAUUAUGUGUGGCUUACUUUAGGUACUGUAGAUUAUACUAUCUUAAAAAUGCAAACAAAUACAGGAAACACAUCUUUAAGUUAGAGUACACUAUAUUUAAUAGAAAGUAUGAAAAAAGCAAAUUAGUCUUUUUUUUUAUCCAAUCCACCACU